Heterocephalus glaber (naked mole-rat) is the source of this 1898-nucleotide messenger RNA. RefSeq names its product insulin like growth factor binding protein 6 (gene Igfbp6). Gene Ontology annotation, biological process: regulation of insulin-like growth factor receptor signaling pathway. The record is from RefSeq and is a predicted model, not a curated record. Lineage: Eukaryota; Metazoa; Chordata; Mammalia; Rodentia; Bathyergidae. Gene Ontology annotation, cellular component: extracellular region. Gene Ontology annotation, molecular function: fibronectin binding; insulin-like growth factor II binding; insulin-like growth factor I binding.
CUGAGCCUGAGGAAUCUAGAAGCCCCACUGGGUGACUGAGGAGAGGGGAUAGUCUUCGGGAAAGGAGAACGGAGACAGGCUAACUGGAAGGGCAGAGGUGAGGGUGCGGUGGGGUCUGCUCUCUGGCACUGUCCCCAAGAGCACCCAGAGGAACAUCCUGUUCUUUUAACUUUCCCCACCCCACCCCUAGAGUUUCUACUGGCCCAUUCCUCCUAGACGUUCCAUCAGCUCUCAGCUCUGUGCCUUCAGCCUCUCUCCCAACUCUUCCAGACUGAGGCCCCUCCCAUGCUAGGGUUUAUGGGAGCUUCCACGCCCAAUUUCACCCCUGGUUCCCCUAGGCCGCCCCCUCCCAUCUUCUGACCUCGGUCCGGAGCCUCACACACCUGUUUUCUCUACAGACCCCUCUCAGGCCACUCUCUCUGGUCCCCUCCCCAGUCCUCCCCUCGCCCUCCUCUCGGCGGUCUGCCUUCUCCCAUCUCAUCUCCGUCUUUCCUCUCUCUCCACCUCUGUCCACAUCCCUCUCAGGACACCCCCACCCCCUUCUCAGUUCAUUCUUGGUCCCCAGCCCUGCACUUCUCACCCCUUCACCCUCCUAACUGAAUCGCAGGUCUCUCCUUCCUCCAGCUCCAUCUUUCUCUUUUCCCUGCCUCCCCACCCUCCAGUCCCUCCAGCCAGCUGUACAGCUCCCAAAUUCCGGGCGAGAGUCCCAGGACAAAACAAGAAAAAUCAGAGCAAUUUGGGAAGUAAACAGAAACUGGAAAGGAGUGGGGAGAGAAAAGCAAGCGGGGAGGACCCAGGUGGUGGUGUGGGGGGGGACUCUCCGGUCCCACCCAGUUUAGGGAAUGCCCCUGCCUUCUCCCCUCUCUCCCCCUUCACCUGGCUCUUAAAGGGCCCGGCCCCUGACCGGCGCUACUUAAGGCAGAGGGGCGGCAGCGGGCAGCAGCUGCGCUUGGACUGCUCUGGAAGGCGUGGACGGGGCAAAACUCCUGACCAUGACCCGCAACGGGCUGCUGCCGCCACUGCUGUUGCUAACUCUGCUGCUCGCUGCCUACCCGGGAGACGCCUUGGCACGGUGCCCAGGCUGUGGGCAGGGGGUGCAGGCGAGCUGUCCGGAGGGCUGCGUGGAGGAGGUUGGGGGGCCGCCGCUGGCCGAGAGCUGUGCAGAAGCCAAGGGCUGUGAGAGGAGAGAAGGCCAGCAGUGCGGGGUCUACACCCCGUUCUGCGCCUCGGGACUGCAGUGCCGCCCGCCCGAGGGCCAGGAGGAGCCUUUGCGGGCGCUGCUGAUGGGCCGGGGCCGCUGUCGCAGGGCCCGAGCGCCCACGGAGGAGACCCCGAAGGAGAAUAAACCCCAUGGAAGUGCCACUCGCCCCCAAGAUGUGAACCGCAGAGAACAGAAGAAUCCAGGAACCUCAACCACUCCCGCCCGGCUGAAUCCUGGGGCUGUCCAAGACACUGAGAUGGGCCCCUGCCGAAGACACCUAGACUCAGUGCUGCAGCAACUCCAGACUGAGAUCUUCCGAGGGGCUCAAACCCUCUAUGUGCCUAAUUGUGACCAUCGAGGCUUCUACCGGAAGCGGCAGUGUAGGUCCUCCCAGAGGCAGCGCCGAGGUCCCUGUUGGUGUGUGGAUCGAAUGGGCCAGCCCCUGCCAGGUUCUACAGAAGGUGAUGGAACCUCACAUUGUCCCGCCGGAAGCAGCAGCUAAAGUGGGUUGGGGGCUCCACGCAGCUGUCCUCUAGGGUUACUGGUUGAGUGAUGAGUAAUUUGGGGGCUCUGGGCCUCAUAAUUGUCUUCAGGUUCUGUCCCAUUGUCCCCCUCACUCCUGGCCCCUUACACAUCUAGUUGGAAAGAUUGCUGGUGUCAGCUUGAGGUUUUAAUAAAGCUAUGUUGGGGUCUCUGG